Molecule: messenger RNA, 2805 nt
Organism: Pestalotiopsis fici W106-1
Lineage: Eukaryota; Fungi; Ascomycota; Sordariomycetes; Amphisphaeriales; Sporocadaceae
Exons: 8
Coding region: 1-2805 (934 amino acids)
Biological process (GO): positive regulation of kinase activity; phosphatidylinositol biosynthetic process
Cellular component (GO): fungal-type vacuole membrane; PAS complex; endosome membrane
Source: RefSeq, a predicted model, not a curated record
AUGGAGCACAACGUUCAGCGACUCCUAAACGACAAGCUUUACGACAAGAGAAAAGUCGGAGCUCUCGAGUUAGAACGAGUCAUACGCGAGCUUGCCGCUGCCAAAGACUACCAAAGAGUCCAGGCUAUACUUGACCAGCUCUGCAACGAGUAUGCUUAUGCUGUUCACCAGCCACAUGCACGCAAUGGAGGUCUCAUUGGUCUGGCCGCCGCCGCCAUCGCUUUGGGCUCGGAGCUACCCAGAUAUCUCGAGGUAAUAGUACCGCCCGUUCUGGCUUGUUUCACCGAUCAAGAUGCACGCGUCCGGUAUUACGCAUGUGAGUCCAUGUACAACAUCGCCAAGGUUGCCAAGGGAGAGAUCCUCAAGUACUUCAAUUUCAUAUUCGAUGCUCUGUGCAAGCUAGGAGCAGAUUCAGAGCUCUCUGUCAAGAAUGGUGCCGAGCUCUUGGACCGGUUGAUAAAGGAUAUCGUCUCAGAGUCUGCAGCCACCUACGUAUCUGUCCUGGAAGCUCCUGAAUACGAUGAUGAUAAGGACCCGAAUACUCUGGAGAGCCACUCGGACCCACCAACCGCAUUCUCCUUGCCAAGAUUCAUCCCACUGCUCAAGGAGCGUGUCUGGGUCCUCAAUCCCUUUACGCGGACCUUCCUCGUCGGCUGGAUUACUCUUCUCGACUCUAUCCCGGAUCUGGAACUGGUCACUUAUCUGCCCGAGUUCCUUGGAGGUCUGCUCAAGUUCCUUGGUGGUCACAACCCAGACGUCCAUGCUGCUACCCAGGCCUGUCUGGAUAAGUUCCUGAAUGAAAUUAAGCGCAUUGCCAGGGUGAAGAAGGGGAUUGCCGAUAGUAGAAAGUCUCGAGCUGACGGCAAGAGGAAGCGCGAGGAGUCUGUUGACAGCGGGAGCCUGCAGAUGGCCGCUGGCGAUAGCGACGAUGGCGCGUCAUCGAUCGCGUCCGAUGACGACGGAGAAGUGAGCAGUGAGGAUGACUGGGUGCCCGGUCAGGAUGUGCAAAUCAACUACAAGGCCAUCUUGGAGAUUUUGACUGCGACGCUGGAUUCGCCGCUAGAAGAGGAUAGCCUACAAGAAAGCUUGCGCUGGAUUAUUGCAUUCCUUGACAUUUGCCCCGAGGAAGUCUUGCCAUUUACACCCAAGAUUCUGGCGCACCUUUUGCCUGCCAUGGCAAGCGGUGUUGAGCCCAUCCGUCAGGCCGCUGCUAGAGUGAACACGUCGUUGAUGGAGUAUGUCGUGUCGCUUUCCGAUGAGCCCGAGGUUGGGCCUAGUCAGUCGAGUUAUCGCGGGCCCAACUUUGGCAUGGAGCGUCCGGAUGGCGCAUCUAGUACUCGGGUUUCUCUUUCUAGCUCGAGGGAGCUCGAGUUUCAGAGUCCUACUCCUGCUCAGGAUCGGCGAGCAAUCACACCUGCGUCGUCGAGCAGUCCGCAAGCUGACCUGGACUACGCCGCCGCAGUCAACUCGUUAACGCUAUUGUUUUUGAAUGACCACGAGGCGACUCGGGUUGCUGCUCUUACGUGGCUCAUCAUGCUGCACCGCAAGGCACCGCGGAAGAUUGUGGCUUUCAACGACGGCACCUUUCCAGCACUGCUGAAAACCCUGUCGGAUCCAGCCGAGGCCGUCGUGACCAAGGACUUGCAGCUCCUGUCGCAGAUUUCUCGCAACAGCGAGGACGACUAUUUUUCCAACUUCAUGGUCAGCCUGUUGCAAUUAUUCUCCACGGACAGAAAGCUCUUGGAAACCAGAGGCAACCUGAUCAUUCGACAGUUGUGCAUGUCUCUCAGUGCAGAGCGCAUCUACCGGACGUUGGCCGAAUGUAUCGAGAAGGAAGAGGACGUUGAAUUCGCCAGCAUCAUGGUCCAGAACCUCAACAACAAUCUCAUCACGGCGCCUGAGCUUGCUGACCUGCGGAAACGCUUACGAAACUUGGAGACGAAGGACGGGCAGCAAUUCUUUGUUGCGCUAUUUCGCUCCUGGUGCUACAACGCCGUGGCGACCUUCUCACUCUGUCUGCUAGCCCAGGCAUAUGAGGCUGCUUAUAAUCUGCUGCAAAUAUUUGCCGAGCUUGAAAUGACCGUCAAUAUCCUGAUUCAAAUCGACAAGCUCGUACAGCUUAUUGAGUCACCAGUAUUCACAUAUCUCCGUCUUCAGCUCUUGGAGCCGGAGAAGUACCCGUACCUGUACAAGUGCCUGUACGGGCUGUUGAUGCUUCUGCCCCAAUCUUCUGCUUUUGCUGCGCUCAAGAAUCGACUCAACAGUGUGAGCUCGAUAGGAUACCUCCACAUUGCGCCUAGACCGUACGUAUCUUCCUCCAUGACAUCAGGAUCGCACUCCAGACAAGGCUCUGUCACCGAAACCACCACCAGCUCUUCAUCCUACUCAAGCCAUAACCCUCGUUCUAAAAGCGUUCAUGACACUCAUGGUUUAUUGGUCCCUAGUUCUUCCACUACCCCCAGCACUUCCAACUAUGAUCGACCGAACCGGCUCAAGGGUCCAGGUCGUGAGGAAAACAUCAUUCGAUGGGAACAGCUGCUGGAGAAAUUCAGGAGUGUCCAGGACAAGGCAAGGCGUGCCCAACGUCUGGGUGGCGGCCUAGAUGACGGGCCCGACUUUGGCGAGAUACGCUAUGGAGAGGGUGCCUCGGGACUGAAGGAGCCUCCACGACCUCUUGCUGGUCCUCCUGUGCCCCAAAAGGACACGCAGCCACAGCCACCGCCGCCGCAGAAGAAGAGCUCCGGUAUAGGACGCCAAUUUGGGCGCCUCGGCGGUGCAGUGGCCGGCAGAGGCAAGCGAACAUAG